GCCGGGCUCUGCUGCGUGCAUCUAGCCAGUGCCCACCGCAUACGCAACCGCCAAUUUUAUUUUAUUUGUUAUGCGUUGUCUUCUACCUGACAUUCAUCUUCAACUAACUCUUUUUCUUCUCCUCCUCGUGAAUCUUCCACACUUUGUUAUUUCUUUAUUCCACUCAUCAUUUCCCAGCACAAUCCCACCAUUUUGUUCUUCAAUUAGGUUUACUUUCUAACAAAAUCAACAGUACCAAGCGAUCAUAUGUUUUUCAUAUUGACAUUUUAAUUUCUUGCUUGGGAACCGUUUCUAAAAAUGGCGGAUUCCAAGGAAAAUCUAAGCAUGAUAGAGGAGAAAUCAUCACCUGAUUUACUGAAGAAUACGCCCUCAAACAUUGCAAGAUUAGAGGAUGUAAUAGAGCAUAGUAAGGGGCGUCAGAAGUAUUUAGCACAGACUAGGAGUCCUUCUGAUGGCAGUGAUGUUAGAUGGUAUUUCUGUAAGGUUCCUUUGGCUCCCAAUGAGUUGGCUGCCUCGGUUCCUCGUUCUGAGAUAGCGGGAAUGAGUGACUAUUUUCGUUUUGGUAUGAGGGAUUCUCUUGCAAUUGAGGCGUCUUUCUUGGAGAGAGAGGAAGACUUGCUUUCUGGUUGGUGGAAAGAAUAUGCAGAAUGUAGUGAAGGUCCUAGAAUUCGAGUUCAAUCUGCUAAGAAACUGGAUAUGCAAAAAAAUGUAAAUUCUAUCGGGGCUGGUGGAGCAGCUCAACUAUAUGAAUUGGAAGAAGAGAGAGUUGGUGUGCCUGUAAAGGGGGGACUAUAUGAGGUGGAUCUAUUGAAGAGACAUUGUUUUCCUGUGUACUGGAAUGGAGAAAAUCGACGUGUUUUGAGGGGUCACUGGUUUGCUCGUAAAGGGGGCCAGAAUUGGCUGCCACUUCGUGAAAAUGUUGCGGAACAGUUAGAGAUUGCAUAUCGCAAUCAGGUUUGGCAUCGUAGGACAUUUCAACUGUCUGGACUUUUUGCUGCUCGUGUUGAUUUGCAAGGCUCUACUCCUGGACUUCAUGCACUUUUUACUGGAGAAGAUGAUACUUGGGAAGCUUGGCUAAAUGUUGAUGCUUCUGGGUUUUCUAGCUUCAUUCCUUUAAGUGGGAAUGGGAUUAAGUUAAGGCGUGGUUAUUCAGCAUUUCAGUCAGCAAAACCGACUCAGGAUGAGCUUCGGCAACAAAAGGAAGAAGAGAUGGACGAUUAUUGUUCACAGGUUCCUGUUCGACAUGUUGUUUUUAUGGUUCAUGGUAUUGGUCAAAGGUUGGAAAAGUCUAAUUUGGUUGAUGACGUUGGCAAUUUUCGCCAUAUCACAGCAAGCCUUGCUGAGCAACACCUUACCGCACACCAGCGCGGUGCUCAACGAGUCCUUUUUAUCCCAUGCCAGUGGAGAAAAGGCUUGAAGCUCAGCGGUGAAGCUGCAGUUGAUAAGAUUACUUUAGAUGGUGUCCGUGGUUUGCGGGUCAUGUUAAGUGCGACAGUACAUGAUGUAUUGUACUACAUGACCCCCGUGUAUUGUCAAGAUAUAGUAAAUUCAGUAUCAAACCAAUUAAAUCGGUUAUAUUUAAAGUUCUUAAAGCGGAAUCCUGGCUAUAACGGGAAGGUUUCUAUAUAUGGUCAUUCUUUGGGAAGUGUCCUUUCAUAUGAUAUCCUUUGCCAUCAAGAGAAUCUUUCCUCUCCAUUUCCAAUGGAAUUGAUAUACAAGGAGCAAGCUAAGAGUGACGAAUCAUCUCUAAAUACAGAUAACCAAUUUUCUGUGUCUGAUGCUUCUAGCAGUUUGGAAGUUAACGGCGUACUUAAUGAAUCAACAGAAAAAGUGGAUACUGUUGACGAUGAAUCAAUGAGUGUUCAAUCUACUGCUGUAUGCUCUAAUGGGCAUGUUGAAGAUUUGUCCACAACGUCAAAUUCAUUUGUAUCGGAUUCAGAGCACUCGCCUGCUACUGCUCUGGAUUUUAAUUCAACUAGUACAAUGGAAGGUGAUGAUGAUUUGGGUAGCAAUUCCAGCCACAUGCUAUCUAAGGAAAUGGAUCACUUAGUUGAAGCCGAAGGAGUGAAAUUUGAUGACAAUAUCAAAGAUUCGGAGAAAAUCCUUGCAAAAGAUGAAGACUAUGAUGAUGGAAGCAAUAAGGAUAAAGCAUUGAAAUUUCUACAUGAAGAGAUUGAUUCUCUAAAAGCUAAAAUAGUAGAGUUGGAGUCAAAAUGUGCGGAUAAAGAAAAUAUUGAGGCAGUUGCAACCACCUCAAAGCACCCUAUAUCUGAAAAGCUGCCUGGGUUAGAUGACAAUGCUCCAUCGAGUCACACGCCUUAUAUUAAGUUCACGAAGCUUGAAUUUAAGGUCGACACAUUUUUCGCUGUUGGAUCACCUCUUGGAGUUUUCCUUGCACUUCGGAACAUUCGUAUUGGAGUUGGCAAAGGGCAAGAUUAUUGGCUGGAGGAAAAUAUUAGUGAAGAGAUGCCAGCUUGUCGGCAAAUGUUCAACAUUUUUCACCCAUUUGAUCCUGUCGCAUAUAGAGUAGAACCACUUGUCUGCAAGGAGUACAUCAACAAACGGCCUGUCAUCAUCCCUUACCACAAGGGCGGAAAGAGAUUGCACAUUGGGUUCCAGGAAUUCAGAGAAGAUUUGGCUGCUCGUUCUCAGGCCAUGAUGGAUCGCCUAAAUUUUGUUAAAAUUAAAGUUCUUACAGUUUGCCAAUCAAGAAGUAUGGAUAGUCUAGAAGAGGGAGCAGAAGACGCCGAAGAUAAAAAAGAGAGGACAUAUGGCUCUUUAAUGAUAGAAAGAUUAACUGGAAGUGAAGAAGGACGGAUUGAUCACAUGCUUCAAGAUAAGACAUUUGAACAUCCUUAUCUACAAGCUCUUGGAUCACACACAAAUUACUGGAGGGAUGUUGAUACUGCACUCUUUAUUUUGAAAGACUUGUACAAGGAUAUACCUGAAGAAGCUGAUUUGCCUGGGGGGUCUAGCGAACAAACUUCGAAAGAUGAGAGUUGUUCCAGAGGAUGGUCGGAUCAAAUGGAAAGCAGAGAGGAGGAACUUCCUCUGACAUUCUCUGACAGAAUGAUGAUUAGAAACUUCUCAAGGAAAGCUAAGAAGUUUAUGAAGACAUAGUCCUCUUCUUGUUGUAUGCUGGAUUUAGUUGCCACUACUCUGCUUUGAUAGUUGUCUAUUCGCAGCUUGAAAGCUGAAUUGAAGAUUUAGUUAUGCGAUGGCUGAAAUUUAGAAGAUUCACCGGGAGGGACCAUCAUGGCGUUUGUUUCAGCGGGCAGCUUCUCUUUCUUUCCGUACAGAAAAAGGAAAUAGGAAGUUAGGAAUCAUGAAAAAUGGAAUUACCUGUUAAUUUAGAUAGCUUGAUUGAGAUGUACAUAUGCUGCAAAAAGAUGGGAUAGUUGUACAUAAUCUGUGCCUUCUAGGUGUGUAUUACAGUCAGGUUAUAGCUAUGCUAGCAUCAAUUCUAACU
Messenger RNA from Mercurialis annua (annual mercury), 3469 nucleotides. Its product is annotated as phospholipase SGR2. Gene Ontology annotation, cellular component: cytoplasm. The record is from RefSeq and is a predicted model, not a curated record. NCBI's taxonomy places the organism in Eukaryota, Viridiplantae, Streptophyta, Magnoliopsida, Malpighiales, Euphorbiaceae. Gene Ontology annotation, molecular function: metal ion binding; glycerophospholipase activity. The transcript is spliced from 20 exons. The coding region runs from base 298 to 3120 and encodes 940 amino acids.